Botrytis cinerea B05.10 is the source of this 1933-nucleotide messenger RNA. RefSeq lists its product as hypothetical. NCBI's taxonomy places the organism in Eukaryota, Fungi, Ascomycota, Leotiomycetes, Helotiales, Sclerotiniaceae. The record is from RefSeq and is a predicted model, not a curated record. Gene Ontology annotation, molecular function: oxidoreductase activity, acting on single donors with incorporation of molecular oxygen, incorporation of two atoms of oxygen; iron ion binding. Bases 898 to 1302 code for a protein of 134 amino acids. The transcript is spliced from 5 exons.
GACUUCAAACUUCAUUCUACUUCAGGAAUCUUUCCAUUGAUAAAUCGUCUCGAACUAUGUAUUUACAUUCAAUCUAUGUUCAAUGGGCCAACUCAUGGAUUGAAACACUCAAGGCCGGUGUUGUUGAUUUAGCGAUAAAUCGACUCUAACAGAAACGGUUCGAAAACAGGAGUUUUCCUUCCCCCUAGUUCUUGGCGUAUAAUGAUCCCGGCUUGGCGGAAGUUCAAAAAUUUGACCAGAUUACGACACAUUCCUAACUAGUCGAUUAGACCACGCAAAUAUUGAUAUAAGGGCUUCAUCAUGUCUGUUAGAGAGGUGUGGAGACGUGGGGAUGCGCAGGUCGGAGUGGAGACUUCUCUACAGCGUUACAGAUGAAGUGGUGAAUUCAGAGUUUGAGAGACUUUCGAAAGAAUAGAUCAGAGAAAUUUUUUGCAGUAAAACUUUUUUCAUGGCAACGCUGUCUAUAAAAGCCUUCACGACAUCCUGACAAUUUCAGCAAACUAUCAGUUUAGUCUUCUUCGCUCUCCUUUUUCUUAACUUGUACGCUAUGAUUUACUCCGGCCUUCUCAGUAAAGUUGUUGCGGCAGCAUAUGUCUUUCAGAUAUCUAUUGCACAUCCUGGUCAAACCAUGCAAGAUCUGUAAGGUGAGAUUAUUGCCUAAUAUCUUCUUUGAUGAUAUGAGGGUGCCUUAAGAUCGUAGCCACUGUGCGGAUAUCCUUCAAAAGCGUGGUUCUGAGGACAGAAACAGUGAGCGUAUUGCGGCCACUGUGGCCAAAGUUCGCGCUGACCUUGGACUCCCAAAGAAGAGAGUACCCAUCAAAACUAGAGCCACAAGUCCUGUUAGCAUCUCGCAUCUCGCAUCUCUCUGGCCUCAAUGUCACACCUACUACGCCCAACAUGGAAGAGAUGAUUUAUUGCAAUUCUUCCUGUAUUUUGUCACUUGAAGGAGAGACAGGCCCUUUCUACGUAUCAGGAGAGCAUAUCCGUAGCAAUCUUCGCGAAACUCAGGCUGGCGUUCCUCUUGUUAUAGACGGCCAAUUUCUUGAUAGCACUGCAUGCGAGCCAAUACAAGAUCUUUACUGGGAUAUUUGGAACUGCAAUUCUACCGGCAUUUAUGGCGGUAUUCCAGCCAGCCCUAUAAAUGAUAACGUCGGUUUACCUCUCUCUUCCCUGUACAUUAUGCGGGUAAAACAAAUUAUAUGCAUGUCGCUGCACAUAUUGGAGGUACCGUGUUAUCGAAUGGAACAUACACUAGCGGCAAAGUCUCCCAUAUGGGACAGGUGUUUUUCGAUCAGAGCUUGAUUACCAAGGUGGAAGCUUUGUCUCCUUUUAAUAUCAACACACAAAGGUUGGCCACAAAUGCCGCCGACAGAGUUGUGGCUGCUGAAAUAUGUAUCUUUUUCGCAUGUCUUCCUUGUACUAGUCAUUUUCUCGUGUGAUGAGUUUUUGUGACAGAAGUAUUAUGCUAAUUCAGUCCCUUAGAUCGCUGGUGGCUCGGCCCCAUUCUUCAACUAUGUCUUGCUUGGUGACACAGUAUCUGAUGGGAUUUUCGCUUAGAUCGCCUUUAGUGUAAAUCAUAGUGUAACCUACACAGCUAGUGCUGCUGCAAGACUCACUGCUAAUGGUGGUGCUCCCAUUGCUGGAGGAGGUCGCCCACCUACUGCACAAUCAGACAAGAAUGUAUCUCAUUGAGAUAUUAAAGAACCAUUCAAUUCUGAACCCUCUUUACUCAUUGUUUUAAUGCUAGUAGCUAUUUGGGACCCUCUCUUGGUGAUUUAUUUCGAGUUCUAUUGAUGGAUUCAUUUCAGUCAGAGGCAACCUCAGAAGAGGAAAGCGGCGUGUUUGAAUGAUAAGCCCAGAUUGGUGUUCUUAUGGUGGACUGAAAUGGAAUGCAUAUAAAUUUCUCACAGUGUUUUGUUAUGUUAUAAACUAC